AUGGUUGUCACGGCCAAUUGCGACGCUAUGAACGGUUCUGCACGGGCUCGUUCCUCGCUUGACAGAAUUGGAGGCCCCUCCCCUCACUACAUCUCGCAGCUGUCAUGCGUCGUCACCACUGCGCAUCGGCUACGUGCCCGAACACUCUCCGCCCCCUUGCACUUCGCCCAGCAGCACUAUGGCCUCGAGGCUACGCUGGUGCCCUUCACCUCCGGCACAGGCCACAUGAUCACAGCUAUUCGCGGCGAUGAGAUUGACAUUGGCAUCGGCCUCACUGAAGGCUGGAUCGCGGGUCUCGGGAAGGAGGGCGUCGAGGGCGACGGCGGAUACCGUCUCGUUGGCACCUACGUCGAUACACCUCUCUGCUGGGCCAUCUCGACAGGUUCCUCCCGCCCCGAAAUCGCCUCCGUCUCCUCCCUCCGAAGCAAGCGCAUCGGCGUCUCCCGCAUCGGCUCGGGCAGCCAAAUCAUGGGCUUCGUCCUCGCCGACAGCAGGGCUGGCUCGGAUCACGCUGUCAACAAGGGCGACGCCGAUUACUUCAUGUGGGAGCACUUCACAUCCAAGAAGUACUACGACUCGGGCGAGAUUCGCAGGGUGGGAGAGAUCUACACCCCGUGGAGCAGCUGGAAGAUUGUGGCGUCAACAGCGCUGGCUGCUGAGGGCGCCUUGGACCCGAGGGUGAAGGAUCUGUUCGGAAAGCUCGACAAGGGAAUUGUGCAUUUCAACGAGAACCAGGAGGAGGCUGUGCGGUGGAUCAGCACGAACCUGGACUACUCCGAGGCUGACGCGAGGGAGUGGCUCAAGACAGUCAAGUUUACGGCGGGUGUUGAGGGCGUCAAGCCCGAGGUGGUGAACAACUGCGUGGACAUUUUGAGGAAGGCGGGUGUCUUGGCCGAGGGCAAGGGAAGGCAGCCUGAGCAGAUGGUCAUCAGGGAGGUAUCAUGA
Messenger RNA from Verticillium alfalfae VaMs.102, 945 nucleotides. RefSeq lists its product as hypothetical. The coding region runs from base 1 to 945 and encodes 314 amino acids. The transcript has 4 exons. The record is from RefSeq and is a predicted model, not a curated record. Lineage: Eukaryota; Fungi; Ascomycota; Sordariomycetes; Glomerellales; Plectosphaerellaceae.